AUGGCUGAAAAAAAUCCAUUUUUAGUUGAUGGUUGGUAUCAGCAAAACGAAACACACAUGAAUAAUUUAGAUAGUUUUGGAAAAAUGCUGAUUUAGAAUUAUACUAAAAUGAAUUUCCUCAUCAAGUCUAUUGAACAUUAAAAUUUUGUGACUGCAAGAAGCGACAAUUUUGAGAAGAUUCCAUUUUAAUCUGUAUUUUAUGCUUCAGAAUAAGGUGGAUUUCUUUUCGCUGCUUAUUCUAAUACUUCUCUUUCAAAUUUAGUUGAGCAAAACAAUUAACAAGGAAAAUAUUAAUAUGAUCCUAGAAAUCGUUUUUGGUAUUAGAAUAGUUUAAAUUAAACUUCAUUUUACAUGAAUUCGCCAAAUUUAUCUUAUGGUAAAAACAUUCCUUAUAUGUCAUAAUUCGGAUGCUAAAAAUUGAUGUUUUAUAAUCCUGUCACAGAGAAAGUUGAAAACCAUCAUGUGUAAUGCAUUGAAGCGAUGCUUUCGAAUAAAGAUUAUAAUUAGUUUUAGUUCAACUAAAUAGAUAACUUUUUCAAUGUUGAGUUGGAAUAUUUGUAAGAUUAAAAACAAUCAUUAUAUUUUCAAAAUAUGAUAAAUGAAAAUUACAACAAAUGGGUCUUUAGUACUUCAAGUAAUUUCACAACUUUUUAAUAAAUGGCAAAUUAAAGCUAAUUCUAAGUAGUUUUUGACUAUAAAAGGAAUUCAUCUGUUUAUAAAGUCAUCAUUAAUCCAGUAAUUGGAUAUGAUGAUAUCCCAAAAUAUAUCAGUCAAUACUCUAAUUCUAAUGGGUAGUAGUUAGAGUAUGUGUACUUAUAAAUUAAUAUGAUUUCAAACGAAGAUUUAAGAGCAAAAACAGAUUCUUUAAUUAAACUCUCAAUAUGCUUAAAAAAUAUAGCAAUAUGA
Molecule: messenger RNA, 906 nt
Organism: Tetrahymena thermophila SB210
Lineage: Eukaryota; Ciliophora; Oligohymenophorea; Hymenostomatida; Tetrahymenidae
Exons: 4
Source: RefSeq, a predicted model, not a curated record